Pecten maximus is the source of this 1568-nucleotide messenger RNA. RefSeq names its product sigma non-opioid intracellular receptor 1-like. Bases 50 to 742 code for a protein of 230 amino acids. The record is from RefSeq and is a predicted model, not a curated record. Gene Ontology annotation, cellular component: endoplasmic reticulum. The transcript has 4 exons. Lineage: Eukaryota; Metazoa; Mollusca; Bivalvia; Pectinida; Pectinidae.
GCAGUGACCAUGUUACUAGUGCUAAACUGAUGUUGGGAAAACAAACAAAAUGUACUCCACUUUCGGUUUUAUCUAUUCCAUCGCCAAAUGGAUAAUAUUGUUUAUAGUUCUGAUACAUUUUGUGAAUUUUUGGCUAAGAACGAAGACGUACCUAACCGAUGAUGCAGAAAUUGCGGCUAUUGCGUCAAAAUACGCCCAUACAGGUCAAGGAGUUGAGUUUGCCUACGGUAAAAUCAAGACAGAGUUACGAAAACGAUUCCCAGGUCAUAUCCUGCCGAUAGAGGAAGAGCAGUGGAUGUUUAUGAAUGCUGGUGGAUGGAUGGGAAGCAUGUGUAUACUGCAUGCCUCAUUGACAGAAUACAUCCUUUUCUUUGGAACAGCUGUGGACACUUCAGGGAAUUCUGGAAGAUACUGGGCCAACAUUUCUGACACCAUACUAACGGGAUCAUUUCGACAAUGGAAGGAAGGUGAAUUGGUUUCAAGGGUGUUUUCACCAGGUGAAACUGUUUUUCACGCUUGGGGUGACGUCACAGCUGUGCAGUGGAAAGCUGGCACGUGGAUGGUGGAAUAUGGUCGUGGAUUUAUCCCCUCGACCUUAGGAUUUGCCUUAGCGGACACUUUUUUUAGCACGACUGACUUUGUGACUCUGUUUUACACAAUACGUGUGUACAGCAAAGCUUUGUUAAUGGAGGCAGGAUGUUCGUUGGAAGAUUUUAGAGUUUAUUUAAAAAAUAUUUUAUGAUUUAGAUAUAAGGUAAAAAAAAAUGGAAAUGAUAUAAGAAGAGUGAUGAAUGUGUGUUGUGUGAUUGAUGAUAAAAAAGAAAAUAAAUGGUGGUUGAUGCGACAAUUAAAAAACUGUUUUAUCUGUAGGGUUUAGUGACACAGCAGGACCUAUAAACCCUGGUUUAUUUUGAUGAAAUUUUCGACCCACGGGCUGGAAAGGCUCUUCUGUCAUUAACAUGUUUUGGUGUGAUCUGUGUUCAAUAGAUAUUCAGUGAAACCUGUCUUUACUGACCACUGACUUUAACAACAUCCUGUAACAUCUUACCUAUCCAACAGAACAGCUACAUGCUCCACUGUCACUGCGGACACUUGUUUAACCGAGGCACUCUCAUGUCUGACACAUUGACUUGGUCCAAUACAGUGUCAGUAAAGUCAGGUUUCACUGUAAAUUGAAUAUAAAGAAAAUCUAAGGUUCCUUAUAUAAACCAGAUAUAUGCUACAUCUCCGCUUCAUUUCUGACAAAGAGUAAUUAUGAUCAAUUGACAACAAGAAUAGACUCUUGUAUAUUUUUAUACAUAACCAAACUUUCAAAGGUUUACACUAUUACCGCUGUCCAAACAAUUGAGCUUCUAAUUCAAUCUUUUAAAUUUAAAGAUUCAAAUUUUUGGCCUACCAUUAUCAGAUGGUGGGCUAUUAAAACGGCCCUGCCGAUCUUAAAAAAGAUAUUGACAUGAUAUUGACAUGAAAUUCAUAUGAAAUUCAAGUGAAUUUCACAUGAUUCUGUCCAGGUCAACAAGAAUUACUAGUAUAAUUUGGUAUAACUUGUUUUGUAACUGUAGACUAAA